GGAAAACAAAUCAGUCAGAAUAAUUUCUUAGGCACUGCUGAUAGUAAAAAAUGACGCGGCAUUUCAUGUCGCUGCUACUUUCGCUUGGUGUGUUACUCACACUUAUUCUGCAUGUUCAAGCUUCACAACUUGAGUUCAGAAAAGUGAACGAGGAAAUAUCCGCUGUCGUCUUGUCUCCUAAGUUUGUACUAGGACCAGGAUCUGUGAAUUUCAAAUAUUACUUUAAUGUCGAUUUUCCAAGAGGUCAUAUUGCUAUUAAGGGUUUCAGCGCUGAAGUAGUUGACGAGUCUGGAAAUUCUGUUCCUUUAUAUGAAACUUAUCUUCACCACUGGGUAGCAGUGAGAUACUAUGCUCUCAAGGAUGCAGAAAUUCCCGAGGAAAAUGAUUCUGGCCAGCUUCCUCUCAUUAUCGUGAAAAACAGCGGUGUGUGUAAUAAUAUCGGCCAGUACUUCGGACCUCCGUCAGAAUCACGCAAAAACACGUUACAUGUGCCAGAUCCUUACGGGAUAGAGGUUGGUAAUCCUGCGGAGAUCCCAGACGGGUACGAGGAGAGAUGGUUACUUAAUGUACACGCAAUUGAUACACGCGGUGUGGAGGAUCGGCUAGGAUGCACAGAGUGCAGGUGUAAUCUGUUUAAUGUUACAAAGGAUGAGUACGGCCGACCACUGCCGCCGGGUUACGCUGGGGGUCUGCAGUGCUGCUAUGAUGAGACCACGUGCAGGUUAAGAGAAGGCUUCACAAGCAACAAGAGAGGGUUCUACCUGAGAUAUACUGUGAAGUGGGUGAACUGGGAAGAGAGCAUUUUUCCUGUUAGGAUUUACAUUUUUGAUAUCACCUACACGGCGAUCAAAGGGAACAAUUCAGAAGCAGUCUGUAAGGUAGAAUAUGAAAUCGAGGCGUGUAAUAGUACCGGUGUAGAUAGAAAUGUUAUCUGCGUAGAAAACAAGAAGACAAGCGUGGUUCUCCCCAAAGGUGGUUAUCUUAUCUGUGGUGUUGCUCAUCAGCAUUUUGGUGGAAUUGGUUCAGCUCUUUAUGGAGAUGUAAGAAAACUGAAAGUUUUAAACUCUUCGUUUAUAGCCAAAUGCCGGCCUAUCAUAUGUAGGGGCGAAAUAUCGCACAAAGCUAAAUUACAACCUCGCCCUGGUUAAGACGAUCGUUAAUACGAAGAAGAGAGAAAUUAAGCGAAGACUAAUUAUGCGACAAAGAGAAAGAAGCACGAAGAACAACCGUACGACAGGCACAACACGAUAUCACUCGAGAAGAGCGCGAAGCAACAACGCGAAAGACAACGACAUCUCCCCAAAGCCUGGCGAAUACGACAGAAUGAACAGAAAUCAAUCAGCAGAGAUUUUGCACGUGAACCCGGUUGUCUUCUACCAUGGUAUUUUCCUAUAUAAGGAUUCAGAUAGUGAAGAGAGAGGCAAGUUGAAGAAGAAUUCAGUCAAGCAACAGAGCUAAACCCUUCCUAGAAGAGAGAAAAGGAGUCAUUAGAGUUUCACUUAUUUCUUAUCAUUUCCAUUGUUAUGUGUUUGAAUCUUUGUAAUAUUUGUAAGAACACCAUACUUUCAAUACAAGAGCUCAUUUGAAGAUCAU
This is a messenger RNA of Papaver somniferum (opium poppy), 1593 nucleotides long. RefSeq lists its product as uncharacterized. The coding region runs from base 51 to 1148 and encodes 365 amino acids. The record is from RefSeq and is a predicted model, not a curated record. Lineage: Eukaryota; Viridiplantae; Streptophyta; Magnoliopsida; Ranunculales; Papaveraceae. The transcript has 3 exons.